This is a messenger RNA of Trichobilharzia szidati, 1266 nucleotides long. The record is from the annotation of a GenBank genome assembly. Lineage: Eukaryota; Metazoa; Platyhelminthes; Trematoda; Strigeidida; Schistosomatidae.
AUGAAUAAUGAAGAAGUUAAAUACGAUAAUAACUUCAUAAAUAAUUCAUCGUCGUCAUCAUUUCGUGUCCCGAAAUGCACACGAUGUCGUAAUCAUGGUGUAAUAUCAUCACUAAAGGGGCAUAAGAAACAUUGUCGUUGGAAAAACUGUCAUUGUGCUGCAUGCCUACUCGUUGUUGAACGUCAGCGUGUUAUGGCAGCACAGGUUGCUUUACGCAGGCAACAAACAUCUCAAGCUUCAGAGAACUCAGUCUACUCAGAAAAUAUGGUCCAUCACAACCAACGAAAAUACAUGAUGAGAAAUAUGUGUGAAAGCCAUCAGGUGAAUCACAUAUGCAAAUCACCGUUACUAAAUUAUCACAACGAAAAUAACACUUCAUCGACGUUGAUUAACUAUAAUUCUAAUAGAGAAGGAGUUAUGGCAACUUCGUCUAUGAAUGGCACAUUUGAAGACUACAAACACUUAGAGGAAUUUACACCUACCGAUUGUGAUGUAAAUAAUCAUACGGAUACAUUUAAUAAGAUGAAUGAAGUUUCAAAGAUGGAAAACCUGACACAUCAGAGUGUAUUAUCAGAUAAUUUCAUUGGUGAAAUAAGCAGUUAUCGUUCAUAUUUAAUGAAUACUGACGUUCUUCGAAAUGAGUGUAGCACAGUGAAUUCAAAUGUUGCUUAUUAUCAGAAUAAAAUAAUCUACGAACAUUUGUUAAAUGGGAUUAAAAAGUCAACUAUUGAAAAUGAACAGAAAAAUUAUAUCACCAGUGGUUUAAUAGAAUCUAAGCAAAUGAAACAAGUGAAGACUCUUCAGCUGCAAUUCUAUGAUUUAGUGAGUUUUUAUAAUCAACUUCAGAAUAAUGUGACAAUUAACAAGGAAAAAGAUUUGGUUCUCAAUACAAACUGUUCGUUCAAUCAAGUUAAACCGGAAAUGCAGGAAGCAGACAGUUGUCAGCAUGAGUCGCAUCAAUUAUCAACGAUAGUCAUGCCAGGUGCUAGAAAUGCAUCUUGUGGUACCACUGCUGGAACUAAUACUGCAUAUAAUAAACGAUGCCCAACAACAACAACAACAAUGACUUCAAGUUUUACUUUACCAGAAUGUCAAGAAGGUGAAAUAUACUCAACAAGUGAAUCAUGUACAUCUCUUCCUAUUUGUUAUGUAACAGGAGAUAUGAUAAAUUAUCAGUCGGAUUGUAUUUCUGCAAGACAUCCGCCAACACAAAUGUUCUACCCAAUAAAGUUCUCUGUUUCUAGUAUACUAAACAGUGAUGUUUAA